AAACCACACAGAAAUAUGAAUUCACUAAUUGCCGACAGCUUGCCUAAGCGUUUGUUCCUGCUCGCGUGCAUCCUUGCCUCUGUCUCGUGUGCGUGGCGCCCAUGCACCGAUCUGGAUGCUUUGCUAAAGAUACCGUGCCGAUGCAACAUUGAAACCGCUGGCAACAACAGCCAGUACGUGUUCGUGAACGUAAACUGCGAUCGAACGACGCUAACGGCCCCGUUUCCGAGUGGCAUUCCGAUCAUCUCGUUUUCCCAGCGCAACAGCGGUCACCAGACGCUGCCGGACCUAUCGAUCGUAAAUGCUCCCGUGCGGAAGCUUGAUUUCUCCAACAAUGCACUCCGCUCGUUCGGCACCAAAACGCUCUUCACAAGUGUGGCCGAAUAUCUGACCGAGCUUCGCUUGGCAAAUAAUCUGCUCGGCGACAGCCUGAACCCGAUAUUCUCCACCGAUGUCCUGCAAGCGCUUCAAGCACUCAAGGUGCUCGAUCUGUCGGGUAACCGUAUCAUCGCACUCGAGGAAAGCAUCUUCGAUGGCAAUCGUCGGUUAGUGGAGCUGUACCUUGAUCAGAACAAAAUCACCACAAUUCCGGUGGCUGCCCUGAAGGAAUUGCCCAGUUUGAAGCUGCUUUCGUUGCGCAGCAACCGCAUUGACAUGCUGGAACCGGAUGCGUUCAACUUCUCGAACAAGCUGGAACGGUUGGACCUACGCAACAACCGUAUUCGGAGCCUAAAAUCGAAGGUUUUCGCCAACCUAGGCAGCAUGAAGGAAGUCCUGCUAGCGGGCAACCAGCUUGGACACGUCGACGAACGUGCCCUGGCCGGUAUGGAUGUGCUACAAAAGCUCGAUCUAUCCGACAAUCUGUUGAGCGAGUUCCCAUCUGAGGCGCUUGGGUCCGUGGUGGCGCUGAAGGUCCUCAACAUUUCGCUCAAUAACAUCGCCAAGCUGGAAUCGAACCAUCUGGCGCAGAUGCGAAGCCUUCAGAUCCUGGACAUCAGUCGUAACUCGAUCGCCACCAUCCUACCGGGUACCUUCCGAGAGCAGUUGUUGCUGAAGUACCUCGAUUUAAGCCUCAACUCGCUGCGAACGAUUGAAGACGACGCAUUCGAGGGGUUAGACAACCUGCAGACGCUUAUUCUGCGCGACAACAACAUCCUAUUUAUCCCAGGCAGUGCUCUCGGACGUCUCCCGAAGCUGUCGAACCUGUACCUUGAUUUCAACCGAGUUGCAGCCCUAUCAUCCAGCAUCCUGAAGUCGAUCCAGCCGGAAAACAUCCGCUACCUUUCGUUGUCACGAAAUGUCAUCCGCGAGUUGCCGGGUGAUAGCUUCGCGGCGUUCCGCAAGCUCAUCUAUCUCGACAUCUCAGGCAACAGCCUGGGUGUAAUCGGUGAGGACACGUUUAAAGGACUUGAGAGCACCUUGCUGGAGAUCAAGCUGUCGUACAAUCGGAUCGCGUCACUGCGCAAGAUCGCCCUGCCAAAGUUGCGACGGUUAGACCUGAGCUCGAACAGCAUCGAUGAUCUGGCGAUCGAUUCGUUCCAUGGUCUUCCAAACCUACUCUACCUGAACGUCAGUGGUAACGAACACAUCGGGCAGGUGACGCGUACCAUGAUCUAUCCGCUCGCCAAACUGCAGGUAAUCGACGUCAGCCAUUGUGGGUUGCGAAUGCUGCAGGCCGACCUGUUCCACAACAACACGGAUCUGCGGAUCGCGCUGCUCAACCACAACCAGCUGAAGGUGAUCGAGGAGGGUACGUUCCUUAAUCUGAAUAACCUUUUCGACCUAUCGCUCGCAUCCAACGGGCUGGAACAGUUGCGUCCUCGUUCGUUUGUCAACACGGUUAACCUGCGUUCGCUUAACCUGCGUCAGAACGCGCUGCAGGAACUGCGAGCUGACAUGUUCACUACGGAGACGGCUUUGGAGGUGUUGGAUGUAUCGGACAACGCGCUGAAAGGUUUCACCUCUAACACGCUCAAAAUUCACCCACGUUUGCGGAAGAUCCUGCUCGCCAACAACCGGCUGGAGGUGUUCCCACCCGAGUUGAUUGCCGGACUUGAUCUGCUCGAAGUGCUCGACUUAUCUGGCAAUCGGAUCUCCACCGUACAGCAGCUCGAUUUCGGACGGUUAGCAAACCUGCGCGAGUUAUAUCUGCGCGAAAACGUGAUCGAUUCCGUACAGGACAUGGCGUUUCACAACUCCUCGCAGCUGCAGGUCCUCGAUUUGGCCUCCAAUCGACUCGAGCGACUUUCCGAGCGUUCGUUCGAAGGCACACUGCGGCUCGAAAUGCUCGAUUUGAGUGACAACCGGCUGGUUUCGUUGCCGGAGCAGCUCCUGGCGAAGAGCCGUGUCCAACGGCUCGAGCGGAUAUCACUCGCCGGCAACAAACUGGCCGGUGUACCGGUGGCAGCAUUCGGUGAUCAACACGACACGCUUCAAACGCUAGAUCUCAGCCGGAACGUCAUCCGGGAGGUCCCACGGGCAGGCCACAUGCUCAUGAUCAACACGAAACACGUAGACUUUUCGUACAACCCACUCACACCGGAAGCGAUCGCGACCCUUCUCGGACAACCGAAGACAGCCCGCACACUUAACCUCGCUGGAACGGGCGUACGGGAGUUACCGGUCCUGGAGACACCAUAUCUGCGUGCCCUGAACCUAUCCCACAACUCCAUUGCUGCUGUUAGUCCGAAAGCUUUCGAGAAGGUGACGUUGCUGGAACGGUUGGACCUUUCGCAUAAUGCGAUUGUGGAUGCGGACGGACUCCGGGAUAUCUGGCCAAAGCUCGGUCUGCUUGGGUAUCUCGACCUCUCGGCGAAUCCAAUCCGCUCGAUCACGGCACACACGUUCGAACGGUUGGAUGGAUUGACGGAACUACACAUCCGCGAGUUGCCCGAACUGGCACGGUUAGAGAAAAACGCCUUCAAACCCCUCAAGGACCUAGCCGUGCUGGAGGCGUACCAGUACGCCAAACUGGGUUAUCUAGACGUGCAAGGAAUCGUCCAAGAACUCCCAGCACUGGCCGCCAUCGAUAUCGAGGCGAAGGAUGCGAACCUCGAGUCGGAUCAGCUGCAAGUCCUACAUCAUCCGAAGCUACACACACUCGGUUUGCACGGGUACGCCUUGCAGAGCCUUUCAUCCGGCGCUUUCGCCGGUCUGCGUAAUCGUUUCCUCACCGUUCGAUUACACAACACCUCCCUGACGGCAUUGCCACCGGGUUUGCUACUUCCGCUUCCCCGAUCCGCACACAUCGACUUCAGCAUCGAAGGAUCACGUGUCAGUACACUCACGCAACCGUUCCUGAGCUCACUGGAUGAUCGCAAAAACAGCAUCCAGAUCGAAGGACUCGCAAGCAACCCGGUACGGUGCGAUUGUCAGGCUCGUGCCUUCCGUCGCUGGAUCCUGGCCGCUAAGGUACCCGAUCAGGUGCGCUGUGCUAGUCCACCUCCCGUCGCUGGACGGCUUCUUACGGAGGUCGGAGAUAUCGAGUUGGUGUGUGAAAGCCGGAACAAACCAGCUGCCCAACCGACGCAACCAGCUCAACCGGUUUCAAGCACGGGCACGCGACCAACACCAACAAUUAGCUUCUACAACUACACUUCCGAGGUGCAAAUGACCAAAUCAGCGGCCACAACCGAGCAUGACAUCAUCUGGAGCAUGCCACCUGUCUCACCGGUGUCCUCCUCCACAACGACACGCACCAAGGGUUCCAAAUCGAAGGUGGCCGGAUCGUCGGGUGCGAUGCCACCGUUGAAAAAGAUGCCCUCCGCCAACGAUGACACACUCAUCAUCGGUAUCGUCGGGGGUGUUGUUGUGUUCAUCUUCCUGCUAAUCAUCUGCAUCUGCAUCUGCCGGUUGAAGAUGAACAACGACAGCUAUCAGCAUCAUCAGCAUCACCAUCAUCACCGGGGUGGACCACCGAUGCCGAUGGGUAUGCCGGGUACGUUGCAGGUGAAUUAUACUGGCAAGAAGGGCCAACCAGCGGCCAUGUACCCAACGUUGGCACCACCGUACGCGCAAAGUUACGCCACACUGCCGUAUAAACCGAACGGUUCACCAACGCAACCCAGGCCCAGUUAUUCAACGAUCGGACGGAUACCGUACCAGUACCAAAACCACUCGCUUCUGUCCAGCCAGGCCGCUCUUCAUCACCAGCAGCAACAGCAGCAACAAUCGUCAGGUCCUGGCACGCUUACGCACUCCUCCCACAAUCCGUACAUCGUGUACCAGGAUGAUAAGGUGUACCGAUGAGACGACGAACGAAAGGCUGGUUAAUUUUAUUUUAAACCAGCAACACCGUCCUCUUGUCGUCUGACUUUCAAUCGUGCAAAAAUGUAUUAAAAUGUGUACGAACCACGUCGGUGGAAUAGUGUGUAUGAGUGUGCAUGUAUGUAUGACGAGAAUGCGUUUCUUUAGCAUAAUCUCUACGACCAUUCACAGGUUUAGAUUAGAACAAAAAAGGCACCCAUUCGCAGCGUUCGCAGGAACGACGAGGGUGAUCUUCAUAACGUUUCAUUAUGGAACGGAUCCAUCUCUAGCACAUACGAUCCAAAGUGAUCUGCUUUCUCUCUGUCUUUUUCUACUCCUAUUUCACUCGCACACGCACACACGUACAUUCCAUUUCACAUCCUUAGCACAUCCUUGCCUUCUUUCGUCCACCGAUGGGUGAUCGUUACAUCUAUGCUAGGGGACCGUAAAAUGCUCAGCCUUAAUUUAAUACCGAAGCGUAUGUAAGAAGCGAUUUAGUUAAGGAUAACGUUACACCUCUCUCUAUCUCUCUUUCUGGUGCUAUCAACCUGGGUAGAAGCUUCGCAAGCAUUGCGAACGCCCGGUUGGUGAUCAGCUCACCAGGCGGCGUCCCGUUAAAACUUGCCCGUCCGUGGCAGGGAAUACAGUAUGAAGAAUGUGCUUUGUAAGUAAACCAUAAUUCUAU
Molecule: messenger RNA, 4930 nt
Organism: Anopheles nili
Lineage: Eukaryota; Metazoa; Arthropoda; Insecta; Diptera; Culicidae
Product: chaoptin
Exons: 4
Coding region: 16-4248 (1410 amino acids)
Molecular function (GO): protein binding
Source: RefSeq, a predicted model, not a curated record